Molecule: messenger RNA, 2208 nt
Organism: Ictalurus furcatus (blue catfish)
Lineage: Eukaryota; Metazoa; Chordata; Actinopteri; Siluriformes; Ictaluridae
Product: Allantoinase, mitochondrial
Exons: 11
Coding region: 462-1931 (489 amino acids)
Biological process (GO): purine nucleobase catabolic process; allantoin catabolic process
Cellular component (GO): cytoplasm
Molecular function (GO): cobalt ion binding; zinc ion binding; allantoinase activity
Source: RefSeq, a predicted model, not a curated record
UGUGGUGUGGUUGAAAACCCUUGCAAGGGUUUCCUCAUAAUUAUUCAAUAAGCAGGUCAACAAACCUUGAAUUCUGUGAGUAUCUUAGUGCACUGACCCCAGAUCACUGACAACCAGUAUAAAGUACAAACACACGAGAUGGAACCUGAGUCAACAUUUUAUUGUAAAGCACAGUUCAUUUGCAUUUUGUUAAAAUUACGAACUACAGGUACAGUUUUCCCUUAAAACCAAUACAACUCCCAUUAUAACCUUUAAAACCAUUAUAAAAUCUAUUAGGUUUUCUGUUGGGGCUUUUUUCAGCAGGGAGACUUGGGACAACUCAAAUAUUUCUCUCUCUCUCUCUCUCUCUCACACACACACAUACACACUCAGUUCAGGUAGCAAAAAUCCAGCACAGGGGUUUUCACUUUUCCCGGCUCCUCCCCCCAGUGUGGUUUAGGACUGUGUUUAUACUUUGACUUAUGAUUUAUCUUAUGGUCAACUGGUGCACCUGGCAGCAGCUCUUUUUCCAAACCCGUGGUUCAUAUAGUCUAUACGACACGAUAAGCACUGAAAUGGAGGCAGGAUCCACUGUGAGUGCUGUGAGGAGCUUAAAGGUUUUGAUUGGGGAUGAGGUUCGACCUGCACUCAUCACCAUAAAGGAAGGGAAGAUUCAUAACAUCCUGCCUGAUCCAGGUGCUGCUACAGGUGGAGAGGUGCUGGAUGUGGGCAACAAUGUGGUGAUGCCAGGUUUAGUGGACUGUCAUGUUCAUGUCAAUGAACCGGGCCGUACCACUUGGGAAGGCUACUGGACUGCAACGCGAGCAGCGGCAGCAGGAGGAGUGACUACUAUCGUAGACAUGCCCCUCAACAGCAUACCACCAACUACAAGUCUUGUGAACUUCCGUGAAAAGUUACAAGCUGCCUCUGGACAGUGUUUUGUGGACACAGCAUUCUGGGGAGGUGUUGUCCCUGGAAACCAGCUUGAGCUGAGGCCCAUGGUGCGGGCCGGAGUGGCUGGAUUUAAGUGCUUUCUUAUCCACAGUGGUGUUGACGAAUUUCCUCAUGUGAGCGAGAAGGACCUGCAUGCUGCAAUGAAACAACUCCAGGGCACACAGAGUGUUUUACUGUUUCAUGCAGAGCAGGAGGUCCAUCCACCUAUGGCAGAGGAUGGGGAUCCAUGUGAGUACUCAACGUUUCUGAGGUCCAGACCUGAUGUCAUGGAGCUGGAGGCCAUUCGGACCGUUACACAACUCUGCCUGCAGUACCAAGUCCGAUGCCACAUUGUGCACCUGUCCUCAGCCGAGUCUCUGGGGCUGAUCCGAGCAGCUCGACAGGCUGGAGCUCCAUUAACAGUGGAGACGACACACCACUAUCUCACCCUGAACUCAGAGAACAUCCCAUUAUGUGCCACACAGUUCAAGUGCUGUCCUCCCAUUCGGGACAAAGCCAACCAGGAGCAGCUGUGGUCUGCACUAAGAGCUGGUGAAAUAGAUAUGGUUGUAUCUGAUCACUCUCCCUGCACCCCCGACCUGAAGCGCUUGGACAGUGGGGAUUUCAUCCAGGCAUGGGGCGGCAUUUCUUCUCUGCAGUUCGGUUUGCCCCUGUUUUGGACCUCAGCUCGUAAGAGAGGUUUUGCUUUUCCUGAUGUAGUAAAACUCUUGAGCGAAGAACCUGCACGUCUCUGUCGCCUUGACAACCAAAAAGGUAGUCUCGUGCCAGGUCACGAUGCAGACUUAGUCAUCUGGGAUCCAGAGAAGGAAUUUACAGUAAACGAGGAAAACAUAUUUCACAAAAAUAAACUAACUCCAUAUCUUGGCUUGACCUUAUGUGGGGAGGUAAAGGGUACCGUAGUUCGGGGGAAACUUGUGUAUUUCAAUGGCUCCCUUAGCCCUCAGCCACUAGGACAGAGCUUACUCAUAAAUCAAACCCUAAACCCAGCUUCCCAGUAAACCUCCCUCACUUCAACUUCUGCAUAUCCCAAGAUUUCUUCAGUCUUUCCUACAUUUUGGGGAGUAUUUCUUUCUCUGGGGGCAUGUCUUAGGGGUUAACAUGUUUGCCUCGCACCUCUGGGGUCGGGGGCUCGAUUCCCACCUCUGGAAAAAAAUGGAUGGAUGGAUUUGUUUCUCUUCAUGGAUGCUCAAAGAAUGUGGGGCUUGAGGGCCUGUAAAGCCCACUGUGACAUGAUUGUGAUUUUGGGCUGUGUAAAUAAAUUUGAUUUGACUUAAA